Populus nigra (black poplar) is the source of this 759-nucleotide messenger RNA. RefSeq lists its product as uncharacterized. Lineage: Eukaryota; Viridiplantae; Streptophyta; Magnoliopsida; Malpighiales; Salicaceae. The record is from RefSeq and is a predicted model, not a curated record. The transcript has a single exon. Bases 1 to 759 code for a protein of 252 amino acids.
AUGGAGGCAAUUUUUGCACCAUCAACAGCAGAUCAUCACCAAUCUAUCUCUCCAUACAAGCAAAUGAAAAACAAAAAUCCAACGAAGAAGAUCAAUCAUACUAGUCGCAGUUUCAUUUCAAGAUCCACGGAAAACUUGCCUCCUGUGAACUAUAACAGCAACAACAUCCACGGAGGCCUCUUCUUUGCUCCUCCUCGUAAUCUCCUCGCCUUUUCCUACCCUCCAUCUUCUCUUUCAGUUUUCAAUCCACACCAACAAUAUUAUUAUCAGAAGCAAGCCCAGCCACCUCUCCUUCCUCUUCCAACCUCUCAACCCCGCCACAACUCUCUCCCUUCUCUAAGCCGGGGCUUUUCUUGCCCACCUACAGCUACAAGAAAGACUAAUAGACCCAGAGACCAAUCUUUCACCCCAAAGAAAUCCAAACAACCCAACACCAAAAAGGAAGAGCCAAAGAAAGAAUCUUUGAUUAUUGAAUCUACUGUACCAUUAGGACCUGACCCAAAAGAUUUGCCAGGAGAUGUUUCUAGGGUUUUAUCAUCAUCAGUGACAGUAUCAGGUAACGAUGUUAUCACUAAUCCUGUUUUUACGAAAGAUUGUGAUCCGAAGUUUCCAGGUUCUGUGUUUACACUAUCUCCACACCCUAGCAGCUUGCCCUUGCCCAAGUUUUCCAUGAAACCAAAGCGUAGUUGCACCGCUGAAGCUUCCGGGGUUGAUGCUGGAGCUACAGAUAAUCUCCGGCGACUUUUACGUAUCCGGUGA